GACGUGCGGAUUAUUCUUGGCUACCCAGAGCCUCCGGCACUCUAUGCGCAGGAGUGGCAGAUAGUGGAAGUGGACUGCCCCAGCGAUGACGAAGACGAGAACAUGUCAGAGGAGAACCUCUCAAAUGACACCAUGGAGCUGAGCAUGCUGAAUGACACUGACGACGAGAACAGCUCUUGGUUCAACGCAUCCAACAUGUCCAAUGUGUCCUGGGAAGGGCUGACAGGAGAGCGCAAGCGUUGCUACGCAAACAUCACCAUGAACGUCUCCUUGAACAUCACAGGUGAUGUGGAGCCUUUUGU
Symbiodinium natans is the source of this 302-nucleotide messenger RNA. The record is from the annotation of a GenBank genome assembly. Lineage: Eukaryota; Dinophyceae; Suessiales; Symbiodiniaceae.